UCAAUAGUCUUUCAAUUCAGUUGAAUAUAUACUGUACAGUCCCCUCCAGUGUACCGAACAGGUCACGUGUAUAAUAGAUGUUCAUAUGUACAUGCGGGAGAAAACUGGAGCCUCCUCAAGACCAGUCAGUAAAACAUCAAUAUGCAGCCCACUCUGCAGCUCUCUGCAAGUUUUUGAACGUGAGAUGACAGAUCUCUGGUCACUGUGUAAAUACCGUCGUUCAGAAGUUACAAAGAAAUCAGAGAAAGAGGGACACCAAGAGGGAAGGAGAGUUAUUCAAAAGGUGUUAGUGGAGAGGAGAAAGGGGUGAACAUACAAAAUUAAUGCCUGGUGGAGAGCGAUCGUAAAUGCUUUGAUUAGUGGCUAUAAGUUGUGGAGUUGCGCUGUAGUGAGUCUUGGUUGCGGGGUCCAGGCACCCCGAUCCUGUUGUCACCCCCGCAGAGCACCAAAACAGUAACCGAUCUCCCCUCAACCUCCAGACUCCCGUAUGUGGCCGUAUAACUCCACCACGCAGCACCGCUAGUGUCAGCCGUAGUGAAGCUCCCUCAGAUCAGAGUGGCUCCCACCAGGCACUGCGCAGGACGGACAGAGUCAGUGCGCUGACGGCACUUUCACAUCAUUUCCGUUUCCUUUACCGGAUGUUCGGGUCCGGACCGUUUUACAACAUGCACGUGGGGGUUCUAUAAAGGUUCUCCCGGCGCAACGGGUCCCGAAGCUUGAUCGGGUUGCCCAGGAACCAUGACGUCAUGAACGGAGCGACUUGCUGAUGCACCCGGAAGCCGACUGCCCGGGACUCCGAGAGACACCACAUGCUGCACACACAGGUAUAUAACACAGAUGAAUUCUACUUUCCACAGAAGUCCACCAAACUAUCUUGCAAAACAUCAAUCACAUAUUUCCUAAUCCAUUUACCAUGAAUGGUUCUGUGCAGUCUGCCACAGACAGAGCCUUUGAGGACUUCAACAGGACACAGUUGAACUACAGAAAACUGCAAAUAUCUGCUCAUGUAACAGCUGAGGCAAUGAACAGUAUUAUAUUAAAUAGUACAAAUCACGCAUUUCGAAAGUCAUGUUACUCUAAUUUACAGGUUUGCAAAACAGGCAGAGUUACCAGCUCAAUUCAAAAGAUGUUUAUAAAUUCAGUAUGCUGCCAAGUCUCAAACACAAGAGCAAGCGACAUUGAAAUGGACUUGACAGUAGUGGAAAAGGCACUUCCACAUGGAAUACAAAGUGGAGGCUCCUCACAAUCUAAUGACUCAUAUGAAGACGAUGAUAUUACCGUGGGCUGUUCCUAUCAUCAUUUGGAAAAAAGAAGAUGUAUACUGGAGACCUCUAAAGAAGAUUCAUAUCAAGCUGAACAAAGUGAUCAAGAUUAUUUAUCUGAUGGUUUUGUUCAAUUCUCAUAUAUUCAUGGCAGAACCUAUGGAGAUGAUACUGAGAAUCUCACAUUUAAUGAAUCAGAGGACUCUGAAGAAAGCACUCAUCAGGAAGAAAAUGCUUGGCUCAAAGAAGUGUGCAAUUUGGCUUAUUGGUAAAAAUGGUCCAGUAAUGAUGUUUUUUUUUCAAGCCAAUUUUUUUGUUGACUAAAUGUUGACAUUAUUCAUAGGGCUCUUGCAUAAAUGAUCUCACAUGCUUGUGUGAAUACAUUCUUAUUUUUAUGUUUUGUUGACUAAUGUUGAUAUUAUUGGCAGGUCCCCUGCAUGAAUGUAUCUUUUUUUU
Molecule: messenger RNA, 1718 nt
Organism: Pseudophryne corroboree (corroboree frog)
Lineage: Eukaryota; Metazoa; Chordata; Amphibia; Anura; Myobatrachidae
Exons: 9
Coding region: 914-1534 (206 amino acids)
Biological process (GO): meiotic DNA double-strand break formation
Source: RefSeq, a predicted model, not a curated record